Molecule: messenger RNA, 8788 nt
Organism: Corythoichthys intestinalis (scribbled pipefish)
Lineage: Eukaryota; Metazoa; Chordata; Actinopteri; Syngnathiformes; Syngnathidae
Gene: fer
Product: fer (fps/fes related) tyrosine kinase
Exons: 20
Coding region: 576-3053 (825 amino acids)
Biological process (GO): chemotaxis; peptidyl-tyrosine phosphorylation; Fc-epsilon receptor signaling pathway
Molecular function (GO): non-membrane spanning protein tyrosine kinase activity; ATP binding
Source: RefSeq, a predicted model, not a curated record
GGCACUUUGAGCAUAUAGGGGCAAAGGGGCAGGUGCUCAAGCACCCUCCCUCUGCACGUUUCUGCUGAGUGUCAAAAUAGGCAUCGAAUCGUAUCUUUUUCAGCUUCUCCGAUCGCUCGCCGCACUGAAACAAAUCCAAUAUGGCGGUGACAUUUCCGCAUCUAAGCGACGCGUACGUGUCUACGUUUUUUUUAAUUUGAAAAAAGAUAUAUUUUUGUGUCUAUUUUUAUACAUGCCAUUGCUGCCACUCGCUCGGUCCAAUUUCAAAUUCAAAAGUAGUCCAAAAACAACGAAAGUAAUCUUUAAAAUACAUCAAUAAAUGUUCCCAUCGUAUGAAUUUCCGUUUCCGGCGGAAGCCCCUCCCUGCUUAGCCUUAGCUGCUAACUCUACGGAAGACGGGAUAGGGAGAAAGUUCAAAACGGCGAAGAAAAGUUGGUGAAAAGACGAAAUGAGUGCGGACGGGGAUAGAGGACCGCGGUGACCGGACACCGAGAGUGUCGCUUCCUCUCGCCGCUUCUUAGUAAAUGAUGCAAAAUUUGGUGCCUUGACUGUGCUGUUACGCCGCCUGACGCACGAUGGGCUUCGGUCGGGAUCUGAGGAAUUCCCACGAGGGAUUACUCAAAUUGCAGGAUUGGGAAUUAAAGCUUCUGGAGACUGUGAAGCGUUUCAUGACGCUGAGGGUGAAGAGCGACAAGGAGUACGCCGCCCUGCUGCUCAGCAUGACCCAGCAGAUGGAGAAGCAGGAAGCGGCCGACUACGUCAGCACUGUCAGCAAGUCGUGGUCGCAGGUGGUGCGUCAGACGGAGGCGCUGGGCCGCGUGAUGAGGGGUCACGCCGACGACCUCAACUCGGGGCCGCUACACCGCUUAGCCACGCUCAUCAGAGACAAGCAGCAGGUCAAGAAGAGCUACCAGAGUUUACACCAGCAGCUGGAGAGUCACAAGCACAAGGUGACCCGUAGCGACCUGGACAAGCUGAAGUCCACCUACCGGCAGCUCAGCCGAGACGCCAACAACGCCAAAGACAAAUACCGAGACGCCCUCAGUAAAGGUCGCGAGGCCGAACGCGCUCACGAGCGCUACGACAAAGCCACGGCCAAGCUGCACAACCUGCACAACCAGUACGUGCUGGCCGUGUGCGGAGCGCAGACGCAACAAGAAGAGCAUCGGCGUCGCGCCGCCCCUGCGCUCCUCGACGCCCUCCAGAGAAUGCAGGAGGACAUGACGCUCGCUCUGAAAAACAUUUUGGAAGAGUACUGCGAGAUCAGCAGUCUAUUGAGUGAGGAGGUGGUCAAAGUCCAUCGAGAGAUUUCGGCGGCGGUUCAGCAAAUCGACCCGCUGGUGGAGUACCAGCAUUUCAUCGACGCCUACAGGUCUCCGGAGACGCCCGAAGCCAGCGUGGAGUUCGACACGUCCUUGCUAGACGAGACGGACAACGUGUCGGCCAACGAGAUCCUCUGGAACACGCUGACGGCUGAUAGUCUUCAGGCCACGUUGUCGUCGGCCACGGAGGAGUUGGCGCUGACUCAGCAGAACCUGAGGACCAAAGAGGCCCUAGUGGACGACCUAGACGCCAAGAUCAAUAGCAGUCAGCAGAACGCCGACCGGAAGUCCGACUGCGUGCUGCUGCUGAGUCAGAAACUAUCGUUGCUGGAGCUGCGUCAAAACGUCCAAACCUUGCGCAGUGCCGAAGCCCGCCUCUCUUCCCAGAAGGCCUUGCUGGACGCCAAGAUGGCGGCCGCCGCCUCCCCGCCACCACCGCCGCCUUCGCUUGUUCUGCCCUACGAAGAUGACACCCGCUCCGUCAGCUCUGCUGAUAAAGGCAAGGAGAAGAGCUCGCGCUUGGAGACCCUGCGACACUCGCUGGCCGGAAUGAUCCGUUCGCCCAAAGCCAUGUUGGGCUCAUCGUCCUCGCACUUCUUUGACACCAUCCCUUCGUGCGAGCGCCCCCUGGCAGAUCAGGAGUGGUACCACGGCGCCAUCCCUCGCACGGAAGCCCAAGAGCUGCUCCGGCAGCAGGGCGACUUCCUGGUGAGGGAGAGCCACGGCAAACCGGGCGAGUACGUCUUGUCCGUCUUCUCGGACGAGCAGAGGCGACACUUCAUCAUUCAGUUUGCCGACAGUCAGUACCGCUUUGAGGGGACAGGUUUCGCCACCAUCCCUCAGCUCAUCGAGCACCACUUCUCCACUAAGCAGUUAAUCACUAAAAAGUCCGGCGUGGUGCUCCUCAACCCUGUGGUCAAGGACAAAAAGUGGAUCCUCAACCACGAAGACGUAGCGUUGGGCGAGCUGCUGGGCAAGGGGAACUUUGGCGAGGUGUUCAAGGGGACCUUGCUGCGGGACAAAACGGCGGUAGCCGUCAAAACCUGCAAAGAAGAUUUGCCCCCGGAGCUGAAGAUCCGCUUCCUGUCCGAGGCCAGGAUCCUCAAACAAUACGACCAUCCCAACAUCGUCAAGCUGAUUGGCGUGUGCACUCAGAGGCAGCCUAUCUACAUCGUCAUGGAGCUGGUUCCCGGCGGCGACUUCCUGUCCUACCUGAGGAAGAAAAAGGACGAGUUGAAGACCAAACAGCUACUACGUUUGGCGGGGGAUGCGGCGGCGGGCAUGGCGUACUUGGAGAGCAAGAACUGCAUCCAUAGGGACCUGGCGGCCAGGAACUGUCUGGUGGGUGAAGGCAGCCUCUUGAAGAUUAGCGAUUUCGGAAUGAGCCGGCAGGAAGACGAUGGCGUUUAUUCCUCCUCCGGACUCAAGCAGAUUCCCAUUAAGUGGACUGCGCCCGAAGCGCUCAACUACGGUCGUUACACUUCCGAGAGCGACGUGUGGAGUUACGGCAUCCUCUUGUGGGAAACCUUCAGUCUGGGAGUGUGUCCUUACCCGGGCAUGACCAACCAGCAGGCUCGGGAGCAGGUGGAGAAAGGUUACCGGAUGGCGUGCCCUCAGCGUUGCCCGGACGACGUGUACAAGGUGAUGCAGCGCUGUUGGCUCUACAGCCCGGAAGAGCGACCGAAGUUCUCAGAACUGCAGCGAGAUCUCGCCGCGAUCAAAAAGAAGUGAGCGCGUUAAGUAUACGCCCCAGCAGCGGAACACUAAAAAAAAUGUUCAUGGACUCUGCCGACGGGAGAUGACGUCACUGCCCGUUUUCUAACCUGUACGCUCGCAUUCAAAUGGCGCAGUUUGUGCCGGCAGUGAACCGAUUUCCCGGCUAAUCCCGUAACUGUAGCAACGAGACUAACAUCUUUAUACGUGUACGUGGUAUCUUGACUUUUUAACCCUUUAUAGGGCAGUCAUUGGCCGCCGUUGACGGCAUUAGACGUCAGUCCUCCCCGUCCGAACGGAUUGGACAUCAUACUUCAUUUUUUGUUUAAAUUAAAUUUUAUCCAAAAAAUGGGGGGUUUAAGAAUUUAAACUGAGAGGAAUGGCUGUGAAUGUGCAUUUUUCAGCACCAUUGACAGCGCUAGGCAUCAACUUCAUUUUCUAGCGCCAUCAUCGGCAGCCAAUCAGUUGAUUGGAAAGAAAAAAAAAAUCCUGUCAAAAUGAAUUGGACGUCUAUCAUUGUCAAUGGUAGCCAUGGAGUGACUUAAAAUUCUAAACUUCCAUCCUCUCAGUUUAAAUUGGACAUCUAUCGCUAUCAAUGGCAGGCAAUGACUUAAAUCAACAAAUUGAGGGUCACAAUUUAUUUUUUUCAUUUUUUAUUAACACUUUAUUCAUUUUUAAUUGUAUUUAUUCAUUUAAAAAAUAAAUGUACAAAAAGAAGUAAUGAUGAAUCAUGGGGGGAAAAAAUUAUAAAUUAGACCUGGCGUUAUAUGGUUGUGGACGCCAUGUCUUGAUGGGCUUGUUUUUUUGUUGUUGUUGUAAUGACCAAAAAUAGUUACUUGCCCUAUAAAGGGUUAAUAUUUAUACUUUAUAUUUCUCAGCAAAUCCAGCCCUUUUUUUGGGGUGGGGGGAGGGACAAUCAGUAGCAAUGUUAUUUAUUUGUUCAAAGAUGACAUCAGCUAUUCUUUGAGCACCACCAGCUGGCUUCCCUCUGUACAGAAUACUAGCAUGAAUGGCGCGUUUUUCUAAAAGAACAGGUGCUUUUGUAAAGAAAAUAAAAAUUUCUUUGCGUUUCGAUGACUGAGCUCAGAACUGCAAACUCCCGAAGAGCGCGGGCAGCACGGUUGCUUUGGGGUGCGGCUUGAAGCCGAUCCUCUCGUUGAUGAGGUCCGCCCUCGCCGCCGUUGACGAGAGCGCCGCUCGGGCCCCGUCGGCGCCGAGCGCCCCGUCCCCACCGCCGACUCCGCCUGCCGACUCGGCCUCUUCUCGCUGACGUUUCCGCGCCUGAGGGAAAAGGUUUUCGUAGAGCGACUCGCCGUUUCGAAAGCCAAGAGGAAACUGACCUCCAGCUCUUUCUUGAUGCUCUCAAACUCAUCCGUGUCGUCGAUUUUCAGCUCCAGACGAGUCGGUUUCCUCCUCAACAUCUUCACCGGGACCAGCUGAAAACAAUCAGCAUAAAAAUGAAUAUACAUUUGUUUUCAUGUGGUAAAUUUUGCACUACUCUUCAUAGGAUUUUUUUUUUUUUUUUUUUUGUAUUUGUCAACUCAUUGUCUGCUGUUGACGGCGCCAGACGUCUGAGCCAUUUGUUCAGUUCAAUGUAUCGGACGUCCUAGCACCGUCAAUUUCAACCAGUGAGUUAAAAAAUAAAUUCUUCCUUUGGCCAAGAUGCACAUUGGGUGAGCAACUUUAUUCUCUAUGUAAGUUCAUGUAAAAUAUCUUUAAUAACAAUUUGGAACCCAACUUUGUUAUGCACAACUGAUUUUUAAAAAAGGUUUUUUUUUUUCCCCUUUGUUGAAAUCAACCUUUCAUAUCAGGGGUGCUCAUUACGUCGAUCGCAACGUCAGUGUGGGUUGAUCGCUGCAUUAAAAACUAAGCCUGAACGGGUCCUCGCAGUUUGGCGUAGGUCAGGGUAGUAGCAGAUCGGCCCCUUAUCAUUUCAUAAGAAUCUAACAUGCUCGAAACUUGCCUACUUUUGGCGGGAUUAGAAAUGCACUCACACACACCAAGGAGGAAAAACCCCUACUGAAGAGAGUCCUACAAAAAAAGGCGCUACCGAGCUAUGCAGCCACACUCAUAUUGAAAACCAAAAUGAAUCUUCUAAUGGCGUACCGCAAGCAACAAGUCACUUCCGCUCAUUAAUAUUCAUGACAUUAGCUACUAUUGCUAAGUAGGGACAAGCCACCGUUUGUCCCUAAUUGGAAAUGAAUUGAAAUUGUGUACGAAGGAGAUGUUCACAGAGCUAAACCUACCAUUUCUCUCCGAAAUAAUGUGCCUGGUGCCAAAUUGACUGGCAAAGAUGUGGAAGAACAUAAAAAUGUUCAGUUAAAGAGAUGGCUUAAGUGUCGAAGGCUGAAAAAGACGAAAAAAACGAGCCGACUUAAGCAUAACUUUAGCUUUUUUAUCGACGCGACUGACAACGACAUUCUCCUGUUUCAACAAGCUAUCCUGGUAACACUUUAUAAUAACUAUCCGUUGUACUAGUUAAUAGAUCAUUAGUAAACUCUUGAUAAAUGAUUUAUUGUUGAUUUGUGAAGUAUUUGUUAACAGUUUGUUAAGCAUUUACAGGGUGUUGUUAACCUGAAACACAGUUUGUGUAGAAACGUUUCAAGUUUUUGUGUGUACAUUUGGCAUUUCUAUCUUUUCAGGUUAAGAAAUGCCGUUCACUUCAAAAGAAAAGGCAUUUUGAUAAAUCAUUUUGCGGCAGCGCUCAUGUUGCACAUUUAUGAAAAUCUGCCAUAAAACCAACAAAUAUUUGUACUUUUCUUUGUAUAUUUAACCAAUAAAACUUAUGACCUUCAACAUAAAGUGUAUAUAGUUUUAUUAAGAUCCAUCAACUAGCAUGGCCAUUUAGAAUGGGUCAACCAUAUUGGAACACCCUGUAAAUGCUUAAACUGUUAACAAAUACUUCACAAAUCAACAAUAAAUCAUUUAUCAAUAGUUUACUAAUGAUCUAUUAACUAGUAAAACGGAUAGUUAUUAUAAAGUGUUACCGCUAUCCUUUACCAUCAGCCCUGUCUUUCUUAUAUAUCCUCUGGUUGUCCUACGUCUCUUACCGUUUUUGGAGGUAAUUUAGUUAGCUUGGUGUAGCGAUCGCAAAUGCUAUGCAGUGACAGCCAACGAGCACUUAAUUUUUUCAUCGAUAACACGUCUUAAUCCUAUAAUAUAUUUACACUUCCCCCUUACUAAAGUUGUUUUUUUAUACAUAUAUAACAGAAACGGUAACAGGUGGCAGUCAGAUACCAUUGUAAUUCUCUUCAGGUCAUUCAUUGUCAGACAGAAGCAGUACGGCACAACGUUACGCUAAAAAAAUAAGUUAAAAAUAUAAAAAUGGCUUACCUCUUUGUCCUCUGAAAGACCAUACCAGCCCAACAUAAUGUUUACUGCAUAUGAAAUGUGAAUGGAUUCACCGAGCUGGUGUUAAAGUCCGCGCAAGUUGAUUCGGUCUUCACAUUUUUUCCUUCCGAGUUUUUGGUUUCCGGGAACGUAUGAAGAAAACAUCCUUCAUGUGUCGUAAUGUCUAGAGUCGUUUCUACAAGUUCCAAAAAAGCAAUGCGUGAUCGGCAUGUUCGUUUUUGAAAGAUUACCGGCGAAAAGUAGCACUAAUUGCGUUGUGUCUAUGCGAGGGCGGGUCUAUAAUGUCCCACUUCAGCUUUACUUCCGGUUUACGAUGCGACGUCACGGUCUAAAAAUAGCCUGCGUGCGGUACGCCAUUGGGACAAUUUGACCAAGUGUCCCAAUUAUUAGUUGCCAAAGUCCCUGAAGAAAUUUACUUCCUUUUAAUGUGAACAAAGGCUCGUCACGGCAACACAGACAUGUGACAUGGGCCUUAAAAUGUAGUAUUACAAAAGGUGUUUUAACUACAGUGACCAACCUGAAAAGAACUGGACACGUAUAAGUAACAUGAGUAACUUUCUGUUGCCACAAGUUGGCGCUGUCGGGUUGAUGCAAAUGACCCAAGAGGACCCUUCAGGGUACGACUCUCAACAAGCACAGGAAGUUUGGCACAUAUGUUGUAUAUCUGCCAAGUUAUGACUAUUAAAAUUUGUGGUGAGACAAAAUGGCGACUGUUUUUACUUUCCUGAUUGGACCCCUCUGCUUCAAUGAAACCUGAAUUUUUUUCAUCAGGCACCUGAACACGUCUUAAGGCUCCCCUUUUUUUUACCCAUGCAGGAGCAGCCGGUCGAGUGGGAAAAAAAAAAAAAAAAUUUUUUUUAAAUAAGCAUUUCCUGUUCCCAACAGAGCGCGCCAGGCCUAAUGGGUAGUAGUUCAAUGCAGUUGUGCAGCUGGGAUACCUCGCAUACAUGCCAUAUAAGAAAAAGACAACCUUGUAUCAGGGAGUUAUUAGUCAUUUACUGAAUGUGGCGUUUUGCAAAAAAAAAAAAAAAAAAGGCCAACUUUGGCACCCUGCCCAAGCCAGGCCCGUUAAUAGAAACAAUUUUAAUGACUUGAGAUCUCAUAUGUCUCAUGAACAGUCUCACCAAUUUUGAGGAUCCAACUAACUCCCUAGGCGGCAAGGUCUCAAAUGUGCACCCUAUAAAUUGAUAACAUUUUCACAUUCAAACCAAAAUACCCAAUUUCCUGUUGGGUUUAGAAUAUGGGUGACUUUUUGGAACAGUUUUGCACAAGGUAUCGACUCCCCAAAAGCUCCUUUGAAGCCACAUAAAAUGAAAAUUGGGGAGAAGGGGAUAAACCUCGGUCACUACAUUUCUCACAGUUUGUUAACAGUAGAAAAAACAUACCGGAGGACACUUCUCUCUAAGCAACUUUUGCAGGACAGCAAAUUCACACAGUUUAAUGUUAUGCUAACCCUGAUACAGGUUGGACUUUCAGUAGCAAAAUUAGUGGUGUGUUCCCCACCACAACAUUGUCUUUUUACAUUAAAUACAGUGGCUGCAGUUGAGGGAAAAAAUGGACUGGCACACUCAGCAGUGAAAAGGGGUAAAUGUAAGUCUGAACAUAAUGAAAAUAAUUUACUUAAUAAUGGGAGGGUCAAUUCUAACAACAUAUGGGGAGACAAUUUCAAUUAUAUAACUGAAGUCAUUCAUAGACUUCAUAAUCCAUAUGUAUUAUGAAGUCACAGUAUAUUCACAAUAUUUAUAUAUAAUGAAGUCUAUGAUUCAUUAAAUAAUGCAAAUAAGGUUGAUUAAAAGUUGGUCUUGACAAUUUGAGCAUCCUGAAAAGUUGGCAGUGUUGUGUCCCUACCAUCCCUAUGCAAACCUACGCCCUUGUGUAAUAGGCUAUAGUAUAAUGAUAACGAUUUAUACAGAUAAAGUUAUGCUGGGGGAAAAAAUGACAGUUAAAAAAAAAAAAACACACACUGUAAGUAGUUAGUCACAAUGUUACUCAUUACUUGAGUGUGCUUUUCUACGAAUACUUUUUCACUUGUACUUCAGUAAAAAUUUGGAUGACUACUUUUACUUGAGUAAUAUUUAGAAGUAACGCUACUCGAGUAAAAUUAUUGGCUACUCUACCCAUAUUUGGUAAUAAUGGCAGCAAAUGUUGAUUGAUGAAAUAUAAAGCUGUUCAAAAAGUAAAGUUGUUAGUCGUUUUCCUUAGUUUGAGUGUUGUAAUAUGCCGACGUUACUGCGUUGUUUAGUUCUUUUUAGAGCAACUCAAUCAACUUGAUAUUUAUCAUAGGAAAAUGAUACUUGUAAAUGAUACUUCUAACGACAUUGUAGUGGCAUUAAUGUUUCUAUCUACAUUCAAGACGAUAAUCGUCUUGAAUGUAGAUAAAUUAAUCCCUUUUUGUACAAUAC